AUGGCCAAGAAGGACAACACAGAUAUAUCGGCUGAGAAGCCAGCGGACACACCGAAAGAACAGCAAAAAGAAGAUACGAAGAUGGAGCCGAUCGAUCGAAUGGCGCGGUUCCGGGCGCUGCAGGCGCGGGCGAAGACAUCGACGGAGCAGAAUCUGAAGGCAGCAGCGGCGGAGACACAGAAGCUGACGGGCGACGCGUCGGAGCUGUCGUCGCUGCGGCGGAAGCGAACGGUGGCGACGCACAACAUAAUGAAGGCGGAGGUGGAGGAUGCGGGCGGUGACUUUGAGCGCAAGCGGGCGUGGGAUUGGACGGCCGAAGAGAGCGAGCGAUGGGACAAGCGGGUGCGAAAGAAGGAGAUACACCGCGACAACAACGCGUUUCAGGACUACCGGCAGGAGGCACACCGAGUGUACAAGCGGCAGCUGAAGCACAACCUGUCGGCGCCAGACCUGGAGCAGUACACGCGCGACAAGCUGUCGGCAGUUGAACGGGCGGCAGCGGCCGGCACGCUGGAGAUUGUCGAGACGGCCGACGGCGAGCUGAUCGCGGUGGACAAGGACGGCACAUUUUUCUCGGCUGCCGAGUCGACGUCGUUUGCAGAAAACCGGCCGAGCCGUGAGGCUGUCGACCGACUGGUCAACGACCAGCGCAAGGCAGACGAGGCCGCCCAGCGAAAGAAGCGCGAGCGGUUGGCCAAGAACGGCGACGAUGCGGAUGUCACGUACAUCAACGAGAAGAACAAGCACUUCAACCAGAAGCUGGCCCGGUUCUACAACAAGUACACGGCCGAGAUCCGCGAGAGCUUCGAGCGGGGGACCAUGAUAUGA
Grosmannia clavigera kw1407 is the source of this 828-nucleotide messenger RNA. Its product is annotated as syf2 splicing factor family protein. Gene Ontology annotation, cellular component: post-mRNA release spliceosomal complex; Prp19 complex; catalytic step 2 spliceosome. The transcript has a single exon. NCBI's taxonomy places the organism in Eukaryota, Fungi, Ascomycota, Sordariomycetes, Ophiostomatales, Ophiostomataceae. The coding region runs from base 1 to 828 and encodes 275 amino acids. The record is from RefSeq and is a predicted model, not a curated record.